AUGGAUGGUACAAACUACAAACAAUGGAAAACAAAUCUGGAUAUUGUUCUUCAAUAUGAAAAGCUCAAUUUUGUUCUGACCACCCCUAUACCGGCGCAGCCUGCUGAAGAUGCGCCUGAGGUAAACAUGGUUGAGAGUGGAGCAGCUAUGCUCCAGACUCUUGAUGGCAUGUUUGCUACAUCUAGCAGCUCUGCUAGGCAGAUUGCGCUGAAUGCUGUCACUAAGACAGUAAUGUCUGGAGGAAGUGUGCGGGAUCAUUGUUUGUCAAUGAUUGCAAACUUCAAGAAGGCUGAGGAUCAUGGGGUCAAGUUUGAACAAGAAGUAAAAGUUGACCUUCUCUUGCAAUCAUUGCCUGAAUAA
Molecule: messenger RNA, 360 nt
Organism: Gastrolobium bilobum
Lineage: Eukaryota; Viridiplantae; Streptophyta; Magnoliopsida; Fabales; Fabaceae
Exons: 2
Coding region: 1-360 (119 amino acids)
Source: RefSeq, a predicted model, not a curated record